CGCUGUUGUAGUGGGCGUGUCUCUUGGUGUCACAAAGCUGGAGGGUUAUGGCACUGACCAAUAUUGCUGGCUGUCCAUUGACAAAGGUGUAAUAUUUGCAUUUGUUGGCCCAGCACUUGGUGUGGUUAUGGUCAACUUUGUAUUCUUAAUACUAGUGUUCAGAGGCAUGUUUGGCAGAAAGAGAUCAACACAGAAAAAAACGAACAUUGAAAAAUUCUCGUCAGGUGUAUGGAGCCUGUGUAUUCUACUUCCCAUACUUGGCCUUACUUGGCUCUUUGGUGUCUUCUCUAUAAAUGAGGAAACAAUUAUCUUCCAGUAUCUC
Molecule: messenger RNA, 322 nt
Organism: Owenia fusiformis
Lineage: Eukaryota; Metazoa; Annelida; Polychaeta; Sabellida; Oweniidae
Source: the annotation of a GenBank genome assembly